AUGGCUCCUGGCAUUAUACCUGAACUGGACAUUGCCUUGGCUAAGUUAAGGGCCAACACUGGAAUCGAAUGGGGGCAGGUGUGGCUUCAUGAAGAUGCCAAAGCAGCUGCUCACCGAUUUAACAGCUCCAAACGCAGUUCCACCACCAAGUCUUCCACUAUGCAGGUGUCUGCUGUCGCUGGGUACGAGUCUCGCUAUCAGGACCUAGCAUCUGCCAUCAAGCGAAAUGUUCCUGAUGUGACGAUAAUCACGGGGCGGCGCUCCAGUUUGGAGGUAACAGUGAAUGGUAAACUGGCCUACUCUAAACUGGGGGCAGGAGGAUUCCCAGACACCAAGGAGAUGGUGGCGAUGGUGAAGGACGUGAGCCGUGGAGGAAAGGUGGAGAAAGUGAAGAAGAAGGAUAACAAGUGUUUUCUCCAAUAGAUGAGUGGUUAUUGAGAGAAUGAGAGUUUUUUUUUAAAGAUCCUGGGUCCUGAUCUGAUUCUAUUAAUGAUUGUUCACAAAUGAAACUAGGGAUGUGAACAUGAAGUUUAUAGUCAUUUCAACUCUGUGAUCUGAGGGAAAUACUCUCAUCCUGUGUCUCUGUGUUAUACUGUCAUGUCUUGUGUUAUUCCUUGUCUGUUUUUCUUUCCUUAUACAGACCAAGAUAUAACUAGCAUUUAGUUUUACAUUCUAGAAAUAUUGUACUCAAUGUAGACCUCUGCAGUUGUAUAGGCUGUACGUGUAUUUUUAAAUGAUCAAAUAAAUUCUAGGAAUCAAUUAGUAUUGAGUUUGUGUGUUGGGAGGGUGCUGUUGGACAUUUACAAUAAUGCUGUUGGACAUUUACAAUAAUGCUGUUGGACAUUUACAAUAAUGCUGUUGGACAUUUACAAUAAUGCUGUUGGACAUUUACAAUAAUGCUGUUGGACAUUUACUGGUGUUGUUGUGUUAUUAUUGGAUGUUGUGCCAGGAAAUCUUUCCCAUCUUCACUUUGCCUCUUUCACUUUCUUUCUUACCGGGUGUGAUGAUGCAAUAGAUAUACUGCCACGGCCUUUAUAGCGGUCAAGGGAUUUUAUUUGAUCUUAUCUGAUUUUGUGUGUAGGCUGAGACUGGAUUCUAUCCCCCAAAAAUGUUAUUCCUCUGUGUGUUAUAUAAUUGUAGAGGUACAAAGUCUUUAGUAUUUGUUUUUAUAUAGCUGUAUAAAGAUGACAG
Messenger RNA from Oncorhynchus gorbuscha (pink salmon), 1191 nucleotides. RefSeq names its product migration and invasion enhancer 1-like. The record is from RefSeq and is a predicted model, not a curated record. Bases 1 to 423 code for a protein of 140 amino acids. Lineage: Eukaryota; Metazoa; Chordata; Actinopteri; Salmoniformes; Salmonidae. The transcript is spliced from 5 exons.